Molecule: messenger RNA, 1701 nt
Organism: Nilaparvata lugens (brown planthopper)
Lineage: Eukaryota; Metazoa; Arthropoda; Insecta; Hemiptera; Delphacidae
Product: putative cystathionine gamma-lyase 2
Exons: 9
Coding region: 344-1555 (403 amino acids)
Biological process (GO): transsulfuration
Cellular component (GO): cytoplasm
Molecular function (GO): pyridoxal phosphate binding; cystathionine gamma-lyase activity
Source: RefSeq, a predicted model, not a curated record
UUGUAUUAUUCACGUGAGAUAAUCAGCUGACCUUGGGGACCCCCAUUGUCUACCAUUUUUGAAAUUAAUUACAGCACUCUUUCACUUGUUUGAAGCGAUAACUCAUCAACUUUCAUUGUCGCAAGAAAGCGACAAAAUUUAUUUCUGUUUUCAUUCAGCCAAUUUCAGUUUUACGGUUACGCAAUUUUGAUUAGGUUUGCACUAUUUGCAAUAGGAAUCAAUUUGUAGUAAUUUUCUCAAUCGAGUAAAAUAUUGCGUAAUACUGGCUCCAAUUUUGCAUCAUCUUUAAAUUCAUUGUGCCAGUAAUCUAUAGAUUGUUCGGUGCUAAUCACUGUUGAGUGUAAUGGCGGCAACAACGGACAAAAGCCCCGCCCCCCUGUUUCAGAAGCCCCUGGAUGCGAAGUUUGCAACCAAAGCGUGCCUAGUGGGGCAACACCCCGAACAAUGGGGUUACAAUGACGCUGUGCCCCCCAUAUGUCUGGCAUCCACAUACAAGCAGGCCGAACCUGGGGUUGCUAAAUUCGACUACUCCCGCAGCGGUAACCCGAACCGAGAUCUUCUGGAGCAAUGCCUAGCCAGCCUGGACUCCGCCAAGUAUGGGUUGUGCUUUUCUUCAGGGCUGGGGACCCUGACAGCUGUCAUGAGUCUGUUAGAGUCGGGAGACCACGUGCUAUGUGUCGACGAUCUCUAUGGAGGCACUUUCAGGUAUUUCAAGCACAUCGCCUCUCGAUUCAAGCUGGAAUCUUCCUUUCUCGAUGCUUCCGACCCUGAAAAGUUUGUGGCUUCCAUGCAACCAAACACCAAAAUAAUCUGGCUAGAAAGUCCAACAAACCCCCUGCUGAAAGUGUGGGAUAUUGAGAAGAUCUGCCAGUUGGCCAAAGCCAAAUCGAAAGAUGUGAUAGUUAUAGUCGACAACACCUUCCUUACACCGUACUUCCAGAGACCUCUAGAGCUUGGAGCCGAUAUCGCUCUAUAUUCUGUCACCAAGUAUUUGAACGGCCAUUCCGAUGUGGUGAUGGGAUCAUUAGCCUGCAACAAUAAGGAGCUGUAUGAACGACUGAAAUUCAUCCAGAAUUCGUCCGGUAUAGUGCCUUCACCGUUCGACUGUUUCCUAGUCAACCGUAGCCUGAAAACUCUGCACCUCCGAAUGAACGAACACAUGCGGUCUGGACUGGAGGUAGCCAGGUUCCUGGAGUCACAUCCCGAUGUACAGAAAGUGCUUCAUCCUGGUCUUCCCUCUCACCCGCACCACCAGUUAGCAUUGCGCCAAUGGUCAGGCUGCAGUGGAAUGGUGUCCUUCUACCACAAGUAUGGUCUCAACGAGAGCAAAAAGUUCCUGCAAAGUCUUAAAGUAUUCAUGUUGGCCGAAAGUUUGGGCGGUUAUGAGAGUUUGGCCGAAUUACCGUCAGUGAUGACCCAUGCUUCAGUGCCUGCUGAAACCAGGGCGGUUCUGGGGAUCACCGACAACUUCAUCCGGCUCUCAGUCGGCCUAUCAGCUGUGCCCGAUCUCAUUGAUGACCUUGACCAAGCACUCAGGGGCAUGACCAAGAAUUAACAUUGAAUUUCGAGUUUUCUAGGGUAUUUAAUGGAAUUUGAGUGGUAUUAUCGCGUUAGGAAAGAAUUUUGAUUGUAAUUUGUAGGUCAAGUAUUGGAAUUUUGAUAGUAAUUUAUAGGAAAAGAAUUGUAUUUGAAGUUUUAGGC